Molecule: messenger RNA, 4064 nt
Organism: Drosophila bipectinata
Lineage: Eukaryota; Metazoa; Arthropoda; Insecta; Diptera; Drosophilidae
Gene: rad50
Product: DNA repair protein rad50
Biological process (GO): chromosome organization involved in meiotic cell cycle; telomere maintenance via recombination; double-strand break repair
Cellular component (GO): nucleus; Mre11 complex; condensed nuclear chromosome
Molecular function (GO): ATP hydrolysis activity; G-quadruplex DNA binding; double-stranded telomeric DNA binding
Source: RefSeq, a predicted model, not a curated record
CAAUCAGCCCGGCAAAAUUGCGUCUCUUGCGAAAUUAAGUUUUGUCUUUAAUUUUUGGUAGUGAUAUUUAAUGCGACAUGUCAUCCAUUGAGAAAUUGUCAAUCCAGGGAGUUCGGAGUUUCGGCUCCAAUGCCGAGGACAUGCAGAGCAUUACGUUUUCUUCGCCUGUAACUUUAAUUCUGGGAGAAAACGGAUGCGGAAAGACAACCAUUAUAGAAUGCCUUAAAUACGCACUAACCGGCGAAUCCCCGCCUGGCAGUGAAAAGGGAAAAAACUUCGUCCACGACCCUAAAAUAUUUGGAAACAACGAGUCCCUGGCCCAAAUCAAAAUGAAGGUGCGGGACAAACGAGGAGCCGAGGUAUCCAUCUGCAGGACGAUGAAAGUUUCCAGACAGCGCGGCGUAAUGACCUUCAAAACCAUGGACUCCACUCUUAACUUUCUGACCGACGGUGGCCAUCCGAAGCGCGACCAGGAUUCCCUAAGCGGUCGGACCAACGACAUAGACCAAGCUAUCUCUGACUUCAUGGGCGUGUCAAAGGCGAUUAUUAACAACGUCUUGUUUUGCCAUCAAGAAGACUCCAGUUGGCCACUGGACGAGCCCAAGAAGCUAAAGGAGAAGUUUGAUGCUAUUUUUGGAAUUUCUGAGUAUGAUAAAGCUUUGGAUAAAAUCAUAAAGAUGCGUAAAGAGUCCACAGAAGAGCUAAGGUUGAUGGAGGCCAAUAUAAAACAUGUGGAGUAUCUGAAGAAGGAAAUGGAGGCAAAAACUCUGGCGCUGCAGAAGGCGCAGGAGAAGUGCAACAAUGUUAAGACUCAGUGCAACGAAUGCGAGGAGGAAAUGAAGCCCAUUGAGGCUCGUCUGAUGGAAAUUCGUAACAUCGAACUAGAGAUAGGAAAGUAUCAGGCGCAAAAAGUGGAAAUGGACACCAAACAUAAAAAUUGCAAGGAGCAAAUUACCACUAUUUCUAAGAAGAUCAAGACACUUUUCGAGGGAUCUUUGGUUGAGCUGGAGAUGGAAAUCGUAAACUUCGACCAGCGUAUGACCGAGAUGCAACUUCAGUGCACCGAAACCGAGGAAGAGCUCUCGCAGCUAAAGAAAUCCAGUGGAAUGGCCAAGGAUAAGCUAGCCACGCAAGAUAAAAAGCAUGUUUUGGCCAAGCAACAACAUCAGAGCGAACAGACUUGCAAGUCCCAGCUGCUUAGGCGGGUUAAGGAGUUCUGCCGAGAUCUGCAGAUUCCGAUUGACGAAGAUUCGAUUGGGCAGCCAGAGAAGUUAGAGGAAGUGUUGCAGGACAUCGAGGCGGUGAUCAUGAGCAAACACUGCGAGAUAGCAGAGAUUAGCGAUCAGAACGACAAGGCCGAUCAAAGAAGACAGGCCAAGAUCGACGAACUGCGCAUCGACUUGACCAAAUCGGAGCAAAGCGUCGCAGCCCAGGAGAAGCAGCGAGAGCAGAGUAAACGCGAAAGCGAGACCCUCGAGGUGGACAUCAAGAGGAUCGAGGCCUCAAUGCACGAGUUGAAGCAGCUGGAAAAGAAAAUAGCUGAUGCCAACGAACUGUACGAAAACACCUCGAAGAACUUUGAUCAGCAAACCAUGCGCGAUGUCAUUGCUGCCAAAAAAACAUUCAUUGCUGAAAAACAGACUCAGUUUAAGAAACUAGAUGAGCAGCUGACUUUCCUGGGCUCCAUGGCUAAGCUGGUUGCCGAAAUCAGCCUCAAGCAAAAGGAAUUGGAGAAGAAAACCCAGGAAGUGCAUCGCGUGCGUAGCCGACACUCGGAUAACUUUGGUAAAUUCUUCAAGGAAAAAAUUACCGCCAACUAUCGCCGGUCAAUGCAGGGAGCCUACGACAAAUUGAAUCGAGAAAUCAAGGACCUAAAUGAGAAGGCCAAUGCCCAGAAGUUGAAGGAGCAGUCUUACGAGAUAAAACGUAAGAAUCUCAUGGGGGAUAUUGCACGCAUGGAGAAGGAGCUGAAGGAGAGCGAAGAGCUGAUAUUUCAAAAGUGUCGCUCCACUCCCUAUGAUGAGUUACUGGACCGAAGCAAAGUGGCCAUUUCGAAGUUGCAGUUUGAUCAUGGGGCCCUCAAAUCCGCCGAGGCUUUGUACAAAAAGUACAUACAAAAAAUUGAGGAAGAACCAUGUUGCCCCUUGUGCCACCACAAUAUGUCCGGUGAUGAGGCCUGCGAUCUGACCACAGAGCUGACCGAUGAGAUUCAGAAGUUGCCUGAGAAUAUAAUCAGAGCCGAGAAAGCCCUUAAGACGGAGACUCUAAAAUAUGAGAACUUGCUUCAACUUAAGCCGAACAUUCUGAAGGUUAAGGACCUGAAGGAGGCCUUGCCGAAAAAAAAAGAAGAGCUGAGGCAAGUCGAGGAGUUGCUGGGCGACAGCGUUAGUGAAUAUGAGACUAUACUAGCGCUGAUUGGCGAACCUACCCACAAUAUGGAGUUGGCCAAUUCCAUGAUGGGGGACAUGACUUUGCUAGACGAAGCUUUGAAGGAGUCAGCGCGGUUAGAAAAGGAUCUGGAGCUGCAGAAAGCCAAGUUACCUGCAUCCUAUGAUUCAAGUGUUUCAAUGGAUGCUUUACAAGCAGAGAAAAGUCAGGUAUCCAAGGACCUGGAAGCAGAACGUAAGGACUUGGAGACCCAUCAGACCACAUUCCAACAGCACCUGGAUGCUCUAAAUCGUGUUCGUGAAAUCAAAAAUGGGCUUAAGGAUAGACAAAUAAGACUGCAGGAGGGCUUGCAAAGCCUACCGCAGUUAAAGGAGCGAUAUGAAAAGCUCACAACAUUCCUAACAACAGUGACUACUGAAAUAAACGAAUUAAGGGCCAAAAUUCAACCUCUCAAGCAAGACCUGAGGGCUGCCGUGAAUGAAAAGGAGCGCCUAAAGGAGAGUGAACGCACCCAGUUGGCCCAAUUGAAUACCAAAUACAAUUCCUACAAAAGUACAGAUCAGGAUAUUCAAAGAUUGAACAAAGAAUCUCAGAACUACGCUAAAUUGGACUUGAAAAGUGAAAUCAGCAAACUUGAAGAGAUUAUUAAGACCACCAAUGAGCAAAUUAAGAAACUGGAAGUACAAAUAGAUUCAAAGGCUGCUCAAGUGGAGUCCAUCAAGACGGAAUGUCGCAACCAGCAGAACGUGGAGCGGGACUUAAAGGAUAAUCGCGAGCUGAAACAACUACAGGAGAAGGAAUCCAAGCUUAGCGAAAGCUGUCAGGCCCUUUCUAAGCAACUUGGAAACUUGGAUUUCCGCAGCGUCAACAAAGAGAAGUUGGAACUAACGAAGCGCCGGGAUGCGUCCACUGUUAGGAAGGGAGAGCUGCUGGGCCAACUGGGGGAGAUCAACUGCCAAGUCAAAAAGCUGGAGCAGGAGAUUGAUGAGCCAAAGUUGAAGGAGUCGUUCCAAAAUUACCAAAAAGCGAACUACGAGCUGGUAGUCAUGCGCCGCUGCAUUGAGGACUUGGGCCAGUAUCGAAUAGCCCUGGAGUGGGCCCUCAUCCAGUUCCAUGCGGAAAAAAUGGAAAACAUCAAUCGUCUGAUUCGCGAGUACUGGCGCAUGAUAUAUCGUGGUAAUGACAUCGACUACAUCCAGGUGAAGACCGAUGACAUCAGUGCGAAUGCGUCGGCAGAUCGACGCAAAACAUACAACUAUCGGGUGGUCCAGUCGAAGAACAACACGGAGAUUGAGAUGAGGGGUCGUUGCAGUGCGGGUCAGCGCGUCCUCGCUUCUUUGAUCAUUCGCAUGGCAUUGGCCGAAACCUUCAGCAGUAAUUGUGGAGUGCUAGCUUUGGAUGAGCCCACCACGAACUUGGAUCGUACUAACAUCACCUCGCUGUGCGAUGCCCUUAACUGCAUUGUGGAGGAGCGGCAAAGCCAGUCGAACUUCAUGCUCAUCAUCAUUACCCACGACGAGAAUUUCAUUUCGUCGCUGGGCAAGAUAAACAGCUACCAUCGCGUGUUCCGGAAUGAUGAGUGCAAGUCGGUUAUUCGAAAGGUACAGGUUGGCUGAAUGUUCGGUCCAUCAAAGACACUAUUAAGUGCCAAUUAAAUGUAUAAAGUUUGUUAUCAA